This is a messenger RNA of Ruditapes philippinarum (Manila clam), 1266 nucleotides long. RefSeq names its product 60 kDa heat shock protein, mitochondrial-like. Lineage: Eukaryota; Metazoa; Mollusca; Bivalvia; Venerida; Veneridae. The record is from RefSeq and is a predicted model, not a curated record. Gene Ontology annotation, cellular component: mitochondrial matrix; mitochondrial inner membrane. Gene Ontology annotation, molecular function: ATP-dependent protein folding chaperone; protein-folding chaperone binding; ATP binding. Gene Ontology annotation, biological process: mitochondrial unfolded protein response; protein import into mitochondrial intermembrane space; apoptotic mitochondrial changes.
GGUAGAAAUGUUAUUCUAGAGCAAAGCUGGGGAAGUCCUAAGAUUACAAAAGAUGGAGUUACAGUUGCUAAAGGCAUUGAUUUACAAGAUAAAUAUCAGAACAUUGGUGCAAAACUAGUUCAAGAUGUAGCAAACAAUACAAAUGAAGAAGCAGGAGAUGGGACCACAUCCGCAACUGUCCUUGCACGUGCUAUUGCCAAAGAAGGCUUUGACAAGAUAAGCAAAGGCGCUAAUCCAAUUGAAAUUAGGAAAGGUGUUAUGAUGGCUGUAGAUGCAGUUGUUGAUGAAUUGAAAAAAAUGUCCAAACAAGUGACAACACCUGAGGAAAUUGCACAGGUUGCAACAAUCUCAGCAAAUGGAGACAAAUCAAUUGGUAAUCUAAUCUCUGAUGCUAUGAAGAAAGUUGGCCGAGAUGGUGUCAUCACAGUUAAGGAUGGGAAAACAUUGAAAGAUGAGCUAGAGACUAUUGAAGGGAUGAAGUUUGACAGAGGAUAUAUUUCACCAUAUUUUAUCAAUUCCUCAAAGGGAGCCAAAUGUGAGUUUCAGGAUGCCCUUAUUCUUCUCAGUGAGAAAAAGAUCUCCAGUAUUCAGUCAAUUAUACCAGCUCUAGAACUUGCCAACCAGGCCCGUAAACCACUUGUCAUUAUUGCUGAAGAUGUGGACGGUGAAGCUUUAAGCACACUUGUGCUGAAUAGAUUGAAGGUUGGACUUCAAGUUGUUGCAGUUAAGGCCCCUGGAUUUGGUGACAAUCGUAAGAAUACUCUACGUGACAUGGCAGUUGCUAGUGGAGGUGUGGUGUUUGGGGAUGAGGCAGAUAUGUAUAAGUUGGAGGAUAUUCAGAUGCAAGACUUUGGUGGUAUUGGUGAAGUUACUAUCACUAAAGAUGAUACUUUGAUGAUGAAGGGUAAGGGAGAUUCAGCUGAUAUUGAGAAAAGAAUAAAUCAGAUCAGGGAAGAUAUUGAACUAUCUACAUCUGAAUACGAGAAGGAAAAAAUGAAUGAAAGACUUGCAAAAUUAUCCAAUGGUAUUGCAGUGUUGAAGAUUGGAGGUACAAGUGAAGUUGAAGUAAAUGAGAAGAAGGAUCGUGUUAAUGAUGCUCUCAAUGCUACUAAAGCAGCUGUAGAGGAAGGUAUUGUACCAGGUGGAGGAUGUGCUCUCCUUAGAUGUUUACCUGCUCUAGAUAAUGUACAAGCUACAAAUGAAGAUCAAAAAACAGGUAAAAUUAUUGUCUUCAAAACUGUUGAUGUUUAAAUGGAGUAGAACUAG